UUAAAAAAAUAUGGCUGAACGGGAACCCAUUAGUGGAUCAAGCCGAGACUAUGGGGCAAUUGCAGCACCUCCCACAGUUGCCUUCGCCGAUUUUAGCCCUACAGAACUGUAUAACCUCAGCGAAGGCAUUGCGGAUAAUGUGAACACCAUUAAUAAUGGAUUGAGAGCAUUAGAAAAGAUGAUGAAACAAAUUGGAGGGCCUAAUGACAGUAUUCAGCUCAGAGAUAAAAUCCAUGAUACUCAACAGAAUGUGAACAGUUCUGUGUCAGCAACAGCACGGGACAUACAAAGACUUGGUGUGGUUGUCCGGAGAGGAGAUAAACCACAGAAGUUACAAGUCGAGAGACUUACGCAAGCAUUUAGAGAUGCUCUUGCAAAAUAUUCAUCUGUACAAAAGCAAGUGUCAGAGAAAAUGGCGGCUCAUAUGCCAACUCAAGGUCGUUCUAAGAACGAUCCUCAAGCUCUAGAAAGACAGGCUAUCGCAGAUGAUGAAGAAUCAUCAUUAUUAUCUAAUCAGCAGGCUCAGGCUCGUCUCGUUCAGUUCGAGACAAGUAUGCUCAUAGAGAAAGAAGCUUAUAUGAAUAAGAUCGAAGCUGAUGUCCUGGACGUCAAUCAAAUCAUGCAGGAACUAGCAGAUAUGGUGAGCGCUCAAGCGCAAUCCGUUGAUACAGUUGAAAGUCACAUUGAAGCUGCGAGCGCAGGUGUCGAAGCCGGCGUCGAUGAAUUAGCCAAAGCAGCUGAGUAUAAACGUAGAUAUAGAAGGAAAAUGAUGUUUAUCAUAUUAAUUGGCACAAUACUUGCAAUCAUAUUUAUUAUAUGGGUGGUAAAAGCAUUUAAAUAAAUACAUAACCAAAUUAUAUUUACAUAUGGCAUUCAUUUUGUUUUUAAUUAUGCGCCAUAUAUUUGUUUUUUUUUUUAUCAUCUCCACUGGUCUUGUGAACCAAUCGAACUUUAAAGAAAUCGUUUUCGAUUGUUGUGUAUAUAUUUAGUAACGAAUUCAAACGUACUUUAAAAAUAAUUUCCUUGAAUGUCUAACAACGAUUUAAAAACUGGAAAGGAAUGCUAAGACGUUUAUUCGUUCAUGUUAUUAUUGUUUUUUAGAUAAUUUUAAGGAACUAAAAUGUUAUCGAAAACUGACCAAUUUUUUCCCUUACGAUUGAUAAUAUUUGGUUUUAAUUUACUUUUAUUUACACUCGUCUUUAAUUAUAAUUUAUAAUACGAGCCAGACGACAGUCGACAAUACUUUAGGAUGUUCAAACAUUUAAAUGUCAAAAUGACAUUGACAAGAGUGUAGAUAUUUCGUCAGUUUAUAUAAAUUUCGUCGAAAUAAUUAUUAUUAAAAAAGAAUAUGAUUAUUUAGAGGUUAUAUAAUCUAUGUCAUAUAAUAGAUUUUAUGCUAUAAGAUGUUUUUUUUUUUAUUUAGUAAAAGAUUUAUUGUACCUUUAAUUGAGAAUUACGUAUAUGUUUAUAAUGGGCUCGAGUAGAAUUUAAAAUGUUUAAUUUACAAUAAAUGUCACUGGUCUAUACUAUAAAGAGACUGAUAUAAAAAGGCGAUUAUAUAAAAAAAAACGAAAGAGUUUUUCA
Messenger RNA from Vanessa tameamea, 1584 nucleotides. It is a transcript of the gene Syx13, whose product is annotated as syntaxin-12. Gene Ontology annotation, cellular component: membrane; SNARE complex; synaptic vesicle. Gene Ontology annotation, molecular function: SNARE binding; SNAP receptor activity. Gene Ontology annotation, biological process: vesicle-mediated transport; intracellular protein transport; vesicle fusion. The coding region runs from base 11 to 841 and encodes 276 amino acids. The record is from RefSeq and is a predicted model, not a curated record. The transcript is spliced from 5 exons. NCBI's taxonomy places the organism in Eukaryota, Metazoa, Arthropoda, Insecta, Lepidoptera, Nymphalidae.